Messenger RNA from Paramecium sonneborni, 764 nucleotides. The record is from the annotation of a GenBank genome assembly. Lineage: Eukaryota; Ciliophora; Oligohymenophorea; Peniculida; Parameciidae.
CAAUUUAGGGUAUAGAAAGAAAAGCUGAGUGGAUGUUGAAGAUAUAAAGAUCAGUCUGAAUAAAUGGAGAAAGAAAAGAUGAUAUAAAAUUGUUUAGAUAUUAUAUAGACAUCAAAAUACUAUGUAAUGAAUAAGUAACGAAAUAAUUAGAUAAAUGAAGCCCAUUUAAAGAUAACAUAUAACAUCAGAGCUAUAUAAACUUUGUUUAUAGGAAGUUUAAACUUUGUAACAACAGAUAAAAAAUUCCGUAAAAAAUUAAAAAAUAGUGGUCCCAUAAAAUCUGUAAUAAUAAUACGAGGCUCUGUAUAUGAUAAACCUAGAGGCUAUGCAUUAAUUCGUAAAUAGGUAAUCAUAAAUAAAAAGAGUAUGAAAGUGGGGAUAGUCUAAAAUUAGCUUAUAAAUACGUAUUAGAGUAGCGUAUUGAUUGUUGUAAAGUGAUUGUAGAUAUAGAAAGAGGUAGAAAAAUUUUUUAAUGGAGACCAAGUUAUCUUGGGGGUGGAUUAGAAGAAUUGAAAAAAUCAAGAAGUGAAGAAAUAAAAAAAAGACUAAGGAUGAAUCAAUAGAAAUAGAUGAAGAAGAUAAAAAAGGUAAAAAUAAAAAAGGUAAUAAAUUUAAUCGAUUUAUAGAGAUUAAGUAAAAUCAACCAAACAUGAAAGAUUCAGAUCUAAAAGUGCUAAAAAACAUAAGAUAAGAGAUGAAAGUGAAUUUAAAGAGAGAAAAUCUAAAUAGAAACAUCAAUGAGUGAUGAUAAUGAAUAACACAAA